Gongylonema pulchrum is the source of this 153-nucleotide messenger RNA. NCBI's taxonomy places the organism in Eukaryota, Metazoa, Nematoda, Chromadorea, Rhabditida, Gongylonematidae. The record is from the annotation of a GenBank genome assembly.
AUGCUGACCACUUUACUGCUAUUACCACUGAUGUUGCUCGGUGCAACGAAGGCAUUUCGAACGCAAAGCGCUGGUGUCCGAGGAAUUCUGCUCUGUGGCGAUAAGCCUCUUGCAAAUACUAAAGUGAAGCUUUGGGAUGAAGACAGCGGUUAG